GCAGUUAUAGAAUAUGCAAGGAUAGUUCUUGAUCUUUUUGCUACUAAGGAUACUAAAGUUCGGGUGCUGGCAGUUGGUGAAUUUGGUUAUUGUUAUUUGAAUGGUUGGGAAGAUGAACAGCAGGAUAUUAAGCCAAUUAUAGACACACUUUCGUGCUUAAACCCCCCAAAAACCUACCAGAAUUCUGACUUAAUCGCAUUUGGGGAUAGCAGUGAAUUUAUCUCAAAUGAUUUGGACGAACUUCGGAAUGAGGAUUCAGACUUCCGUAUUAGAAUUGUUUACUUUAUUUCUCGGACGCUUACAUUUUUGGAAAGCCUCAACUCUUCAAAACAUUAUCAAGUUGGUAGCGUGGAUUUACGAUCUUCCUUUAUCAAGCGGUUACUGCGCACUUCUAAUAAAAUGGCUAAUAAUUUUCGCCAUCUCGAACUUUGUGUGGUUAAUGUCUUGCCUGAUAAAGGACUUUUCCCUUCCAGCGAAAAGUACAACGAGGCUGCUCCUUUUAAAGAUAUAACCGAAUGCUUCUCGACGUGUUCGUAUACAUUCUUCUGCCACGUGUUGCUCCACUCUGUUACUCGUUUAGUGCAGCUUCAUUACUCGUUAAAAAGGUUGAAAAUCGCUGGGAUUCCCAUGAAGAGUACUUCUUUGGAGCAUUGCGUUUCGUUGUACGACGUUGUUAUCUUGCUCCAAGCUGAUGCUCUCGAUUGCUUUUUUCGCGAACCACUCGUGCAUUGGUCCGAAGAGGAAUGUCUAAUGACGGACAAGACUGUCUUUUGGCCGGACAAACGCUCGUCCAAACUUCACGGAGACGCGCUGUGCGUGCGCCAAGUGCGACGGGCCACUUCGCUUAAAGUGACAUCGGGGCCCUCCUCUUGCAUGCUCAAGCACAUAUUUUUCGGUAGACUAGUUGUAUUGCACUCUGAAGAUCGCAUCCCCGCAUUCGUUUUCAAAGCAGCUGAGGGUGUGCUUUACUUGCACGAGUUGUACAGCCCAGAAUUUCUGCAUGCUUUUCCCGGGUUGGCACUUGGCGCUGAGCUCGAGGGCUGUCCAUCUGUUGACUAUAUUGAGGCGAGCGCCCUCUCUUUCUUAUUUGCGUUGAUAAACUUUCUGGUGAGUAGGAUUUUUUGGAUAUCAUGAGAAGCUGUGACUUAACAAGCAUUUUGGAAUUGGACGGCGACCGGAAAGGAGAAAUUAAUUUGCAAUUUGUAAGAGAAAGUCUUUAUUUAAAAACACUUUUUUAUUCACUACAAAGUAAGACCCGCGCUCUAUUCGACCCUUCUUUGUCACUUCUUAUGUCAAGAAUCCUCUCUUGGAAAUUUUGUCAAAAAAAAAACUUUCACUCUCCAACGUC
Messenger RNA from Zophobas morio, 1348 nucleotides. RefSeq lists its product as uncharacterized. NCBI's taxonomy places the organism in Eukaryota, Metazoa, Arthropoda, Insecta, Coleoptera, Tenebrionidae. The coding region runs from base 400 to 1134 and encodes 244 amino acids. The transcript has 15 exons. Gene Ontology annotation, biological process: regulation of mitotic cell cycle; centrosome localization. The record is from RefSeq and is a predicted model, not a curated record. Gene Ontology annotation, cellular component: integrator complex.